Messenger RNA from Zingiber officinale, 1245 nucleotides. RefSeq names its product plasmodesmata-located protein 7-like. Bases 237 to 1103 code for a protein of 288 amino acids. The record is from RefSeq and is a predicted model, not a curated record. Gene Ontology annotation, cellular component: plasmodesma. Lineage: Eukaryota; Viridiplantae; Streptophyta; Magnoliopsida; Zingiberales; Zingiberaceae. The transcript has 2 exons.
UAAUCAACACAAAACUUUUCAGAAACAGGGCCAGAAAACAGAGACCGAAAGCCCAGAUCACCUCGUCAACAAUCGCCAUGGCCGCCAACCUUGCAAUCCACUACCUCCCUAACUAAACCACCACCAUCGACUUCUCUCCUAUAAAACUCCAACUCCCUCCUCCCCCCUGCACCACUUCACUCUUCAUCUGCUUCUUCUUCCACUCUGACCCAACAUUCCAAAACAGAGCACUAACAAUGGCGUCGACGUCCUCCUCAUUCGAGCUCUUCUUCCACCUCCUCCCCCUCCUCCCCCUCCUCUUACUUUCAACCAUGAAGACGACAACCAUGGCGGCCUUUGAAGACUUCACUUCCUUCGUCUACGUUGGCUGCUCGCAGAACAGGUACACCCUUGGCUCCCCCUACCAACUCAACGUCGACUCCCUACUCACCACUCUCGUCAACGCCGCCACCUUCUCCUCCUACCACGACUCCACCUCCGCCGCUGCAUCCGCUACCGCCCCCGCCUAUGGCCUCUUCCAGUGCCGCGCCGACCUCCCCGUCCCCGACUGCGCCGCAUGCGUCCGCUCCGCCCUCGACCGCCUCUCCUCCCUCUGCCCCUCCUCCGCCGGCGCCGGAGUCCAGCUCAAGGGCUGCUUCCUCCGCUACGCCAACGACUCCUUCCUCGGCAAGCCCGACACGGGGCUCGUCUACAAGAAGUGCGGCGCCGCCACCGCCUCGGCUGAGGUCGCCGGCAUGCGCGACGCCGCGCUAAGCGCGCUUGCCGGCGGCGGGGGGAUGGGGGAGUACAGGGUGGGGGCGGCGGGGCGGGUGCAGGCGUUGGCGCAGUGCGUAGGCGACCAGGACGGGAAGCAGUGCGGGGACUGCGUGGCGUCGGCUGUGGAGCAGGUCAAGGACGGGUGCGGAGCGGCCGACGCCGGAGACGUUUACCUCGGCAAAUGCUACGUCAGCUAUUGGUCCACCGGAGCUUACGCCUUGGCCAGUCCCGGCCACUACCACGGUGAUCAUGUGAGUGGACGAACCAUAGCAAUUGUUCUUGCUAUCACCAUUGCAGUUGUUGUUGGGAUAAUCUUCUUAUCAGUCAUGCGAAGAAGUGGAAAGUAAUUUUGAAUUAGUCCUGUAAGCCUGUUUUAUUAAUUUAAUUAAUUCUGAACACAAAAAAGCUUUUUUUUUUAUUUUAAUUAGCUUAUCAAUGUAUUGCUUUAAUUGCCUUUUUGAAUGAUAAGGUAAAGUGCUUGUUGCUUUC